UGUGGGUGUGCAUCUAUGUGUGUGUGAUGUUCCAGGUCCUGUUCCACAGCAGCAAUUACACCAUGAGAGAGACAGAUGCAACCUACGACUAACAGCCAGUGAAGCAUUCAGAGCCUCUGACAGGAUGUUAGGCUUCAGGAGCAUUGUGUGGUCUCGUCUGGCUCUGCCUCAGUGGGGCAGAAUGGAGAUCCGAACUGAGUGACGCUUUGGGUCUGGACCCAGCUGGUCUUGGCGACUGGUGUGCUAAAUAAUUGAUCACAGUGCUAGAGAGUAGCAAAAAAAAAUGAGGACAGCAGUGAUGGUUUGGAUAAGCCUUUUGGUGCAAGUGUCCCAUGGUGCACAAGGUCAUUAUGCCCGCAAACUUCUGAAUGACCUGAUGGAGGACUACUCCAAUGCUCUGAGACCUGUGGAGGACACAGACAAGGCCCUGAAUGUCUCCCUUCAGAUCACGCUGUCACAGAUCAAAGACAUGGAUGAAAGGAACCAGGUGCUCACCACCUACCUGUGGAUAAGACAGGUGUGGCACGAUGCCAAUCUGAAAUGGGACAAGGAGGACUACGAUGACCUAGAGAUGAUAAACAUCCCCAGUGAUCUGGUUUGGAAACCGGACAUUGUUCUCUACAACAAAGCAGAUGAGGAGUCCUCAGAGUCAUCCAGCACUAAUGUGAAACUGCGUUAUAACGGAGAAAUUGUGUGGGACUCUCCGGCCAUCACUAAGAGCUCAUGUGUAGUGGACGUCUCCUACUUCCCCUUUGACUGGCAGUCAUGCAAUCUGACCUUUGGCUCCUGGACUUACAAUGGAAACCAGUUGGACAUCAGUUUGGGCAUGGACAGCGGCGACUUGUCUGACUUUGUAGAGAACGUUGAGUGGGAGUGUCAUGGCAUGCCCGCAGUUAGGAAUGUCAUGAUGUACGGAUGCUGCUCGGACCCGUACACUGAAAUCACCUACACCCUGCUCCUGAAGCGCCGCUCCUCCUUCUACAUCUUCAACCUGCUGCUGCCCUGCUUUCUCAUCUCGUUUCUGGCCCCUCUGGGAUUCUACUUGCCCGCCGACUCAGGAGAGAAGGUUUCUCUGGGGGUUACGGUGCUGCUGGCACUGACCGUGUUCCAGCUGCUGGUGGCUGAGAGCAUGCCUCCUGCAGAAAGCAUGCCCUACAUAGGGAAGUACUACAUUGCCACCAUGACUAUGAUCACAGCUUCCACAUCCCUCACCAUCUUCAUCAUGAACAUCCAUUUCUGUGGUGCAGAAGCCAAACCAGUUCCUCACUGGGCGAAGGUGCUAAUCAUUGACUACAUGUCGAAAAUCUUUUUUGUCUAUGAAGUGGGGGAGAACUGCAUGACACCCGAGAGCGAGAGGACCCCACUCUACCCAGAGGAACCUUUGGGUGAUAAGGGAUGUAACUAUGAUAACAGCUUCCAUAAUGACGUCUACAAUCACGACAACAACCAGUACAAGUACAGCAAUGGCCAAGCUGUUCAUCAUCACAACAGGCAUUACAAAAGCCAAGCGAACGGUAGAUAUCACUAUUAUAACAACCACAACAACCAUGCUUCCAUACUGGAGAAAGGCGAAAUGAAACAAGAGCCCACACAACACUACCAACACAUCAGACGGGACAAACUGGACUACCAGGCUCCUCCGCACUCCCAAAACCUUCAGCAUCUGAAUAGCGGGCUUAAGGAGCAAAAACUCUACACCUCAGAAACAAUUCAGCUCCCAGCUUGCCCCUGCUGCUGCCCCUGCCUCCAACAUAAACAGGUGGUGAAAAAUAUCCAGUACAUUGCCAACUGCUUCAGGGAGCAGAGAGCCACCUGUGUGAAGGUAGCAGAAUGGAAGAAAGUUGCCAAGGUGAUGGAUAGAUUUUUCAUGUGGAUCUUCUUCGUCAUGGUCUUUCUCAUGAGCAUCCUCAUCAUUGCCAAGGCGUCUUGACAGAGUCUUUAUUAACAAUAAUUCCUCAGUGUUACUACUUUCAACAACGUCAAAAUCAAAACCGGUAUUGUUGUCAAAAAGACAGUGUGUGCGUGUUUGUGAGUGUGGUUACAAAUAUGAACCUUUCCCUCUGAUCAUGUUGCUGCACACAGAUUUAACCAUUUACUUCACCUAAAACCAUCUCCAGCCCUAUUGGGUAGUUAAAGUCAGAUGUGCUUGGAUGUAUCAUGACGCGCUGGAGCGGUAAGACAAUCCUGGCCUUUGCCUCGAACAUGCAUGGACUUGCAUUAUUGACAAGCUAACAGUCAGACAUCCAACUAUAGGCAUUAUGUUUCUGGCAUUAAGCUACCAGAUGCUGUUUCCUGCUUUGCUUUGUGUAUUUUACAAGCACCAGUUGAAUAAUUUUCAUCAUUAUACCACAAACACUGUAUGAGCUGUGUGCAUGAUCAAUAAAGGUGUAGAGGUCACUGAGGCAGUCUAUUCAGUUUCCAUUGAAAGACUGAACAAAGCAGACGUCUGAAUAUUUAUUGCUUGUUAUGAGUUUUAAGAUUCAGACAAAGUUCUAUCUAGCUUAUAACUCUAUUUUCAAAUGUACCCCAAGUCCACACACAUUUGACUUUUGGAUGAUUUUUUCUAAAUGUUUCAAUUAAAAAUAAAGGUCUGAUAUUGUUCUAUA
Molecule: messenger RNA, 2606 nt
Organism: Girardinichthys multiradiatus
Lineage: Eukaryota; Metazoa; Chordata; Actinopteri; Cyprinodontiformes; Goodeidae
Gene: chrna9a
Product: cholinergic receptor, nicotinic, alpha 9a
Exons: 7
Coding region: 284-1930 (548 amino acids)
Biological process (GO): chemical synaptic transmission; signal transduction; regulation of membrane potential
Cellular component (GO): neuron projection; synapse; postsynaptic membrane
Molecular function (GO): transmembrane signaling receptor activity; acetylcholine-gated monoatomic cation-selective channel activity
Source: RefSeq, a predicted model, not a curated record